This is a messenger RNA of Gastrolobium bilobum, 1473 nucleotides long. RefSeq lists its product as uncharacterized. Bases 1 to 1473 code for a protein of 490 amino acids. Gene Ontology annotation, biological process: DNA integration. The transcript has a single exon. The record is from RefSeq and is a predicted model, not a curated record. Lineage: Eukaryota; Viridiplantae; Streptophyta; Magnoliopsida; Fabales; Fabaceae. Gene Ontology annotation, molecular function: nucleic acid binding; RNA-DNA hybrid ribonuclease activity.
AUGGAGGAAGGCCAAAAGCCAGUUUACUUCAUCAGCAAAGUGCUGCAAGGGGCUGAGCUGCGGUAUCAACAAGUUGAAAAAGUCGCCCUCACACUCAUUUUUGCGGCACGAAGGCUGAGGCCAUACUUCCAGUGCCACCCUAUCAUUGUCAGAACCAAUCAGCCCAUCCGCCAAGUCUUGCACAAGCCAGACCUCGCAGGACGAAUGAUGUCCUGGGCGAUUGAGCUCUCAGAAUACCAGAUCAGUUAUGAGCCAAGAACCGCCAUCAAAGCUCAAGCCCUCACUGAUUUCAUUGCUGAGAUGACACAAAAUCCUCCACCCAGUGCCCAAACCGCUGAGACGCCGAUGUCGGCGAUAUGGAAACUAUACGUUGAUGGCUCAUCAAACGCCAAAGGCUCAGGUGCAGGAAUGAUAGUUGAAAAUCUAGACGGUGUUGCUGUCGAACACUCCCUGUCUUUCGAAUUCAAUGCCACGAACAACCAGGAGGAAUAUGAGGCCAUGAUUGCAGGCCUAAUUCAAGCAAGGGAGAUGGGCACCAGACAUCUCAAAGUCUUCAGUGAUUCCCAGUUAGUAACGUUUCAGAUCCUUGGUGAAUACCAAACCAAAGGACCGUUAAUGUGCAGGUACUUAGAGAAGGUCAAAGAGUUAAUCCAAAGCUUUGAAAGUGUCGAGGUGGAGCAUAUCAGGCGUGCCGAAAACACAAGGGCAGAUAUCCUCGCCAAGCUAGCGAGCACCAAAAGCCCAGGUAACAAUCGUUCUGUAAUCCAACACAAUAUGCCUAACCCAUGCAUAGUCAUGAGCAUUUCAGAGUCAAACCCUGAAGUCGCCAAAGAGACCUGGAUCACGCCCAUUGUCAACUACUUAGCUGAAAGGGUUCUACCUCUCGACCAAAAGGAAGCUAUAAAGAUCGUAAGAAGAAAUGCCCAUUUAUGCAUGGUACACGGGCGAUUGUACAAGCGAGGACUCUCAACUCCAUUCUUGAAAUGUCUGAACCCUGGCGAUGUUCAGUACGUUUUAGAGGAAAUCCAUGAAGGGAUCAACGGCCACCACAUGGGCGGUCACUCGCUAGCAAAGAAAGCGCUAAGAGCUGGAUUUUAUUGGCCAACCAUGGAGCGUGACGCCCAUGAGCAUGUCAAAAAAUGUGAAAAAUGCCAGAAGUUUGCCGACGUACACAAAGCUCCACCUGAAGAAAUGACAUCAAUCACCUCACCUUGGCCUUUCUACAAGUGGGGAAUCGACAUUCUGGGUCCCUUUCCCAUGGCGGCUGGCCGGGUCCAAUGGUUAAUUGUCGUCAUUAACUACUUUACCAAGUGGGUAGAGGCAGAACCCUUGGCAACAAUUACAUCUCAGAGGGCAAGGAAGUUAUUUUGGAGGAGCAUUGUCUACCGCUUCGGUAUUCUAGCGGAAGUCAUUACAGAUAAUGGUACCCAAUUCACCGACACCAAAUUCCAAGAGUUAAUGAGCAGUCUGUAG